Eruca vesicaria subsp. sativa (arugula) is the source of this 1420-nucleotide messenger RNA. The record is from the annotation of a GenBank genome assembly. Lineage: Eukaryota; Viridiplantae; Streptophyta; Magnoliopsida; Brassicales; Brassicaceae.
UCUUCUUCUUCUUCUUCUUCUGCUCUCUGUCGCCGUUCCUUCGCCAUCGCUGUACCACUAGUCCUGAGGUUAACAACUUCUUUGGCUAGUCUCCUGUGUUGGAGGGCAAUGACUAAAGCUUGUGGAACUAAUAUGGAAAAGAAAAAGGAGAAAGUUGAUUCUGGAUUGGAUAUUAAGUCUAUGGUUCAUCAGCAUAGUGAAUAUUUCGAUACAAUGGUAGAGCUCAUCCCUGCGAGAUUCUACUUACCUGAUGAGACGGAAAGGAAGUGGUUUCCAGGUCUUAGCAAGGCUCAAAAAGCUAAAGCCAAGAGGAAAACAACUGAGAAUCUUAAGAAAGCAAGGAGGGAUCGGUUGGAUCCUGAGAAGUCUGCUUUGACGACUCUUGAUUUGCUGAAACAGAAGAUAGAGAAGGAGAAGCUGAGUAAUGAGGUUUCUGAUGAUGAUGAUGACAGUGAGGAGGAAACUGAUAACCAGAAGGCAAAGACUGAUUCAGUUACUUACGAGGAGCUGAGGCACCGUCUUCACCGCAAGAUUGAUGAGCUUAAAGGUGGUCGUGGAGGUUCAGACAGACCAAGAAACCAUGAAAGGACCAAGAAGAAGAAGAUUGUGCCUAAUAAGAGAAAGAGGGAGUCAAGUUCUGAGGAGAAGACUGUUGAGGAGAAUAAAGGUAAGGCUAAGCUGGAUGUGGAAGAGGCUGCUAAGGACCUUACGUUCGGUUACGUCAAGAUUGAUGACGAUGAAGAACACGGAAAGGAUAAAAAGAAACGAAGGCUUUCCAAGUCAAGAGAGCUUGAAAGGGCUUUGAAGUUAGAGGCUGCAAAGAAGGAUCCAGAGAAAGGUGAAGUGAUUGCAAAGAAGCACUCGUGGCAGGCAGCUACAAACAGAGCAGCUGGUAUCAAGGUUCAUGAUGACCCAAAGCUACUGAAGCAAAGCAUCCACAAGGAGAAGAAGAGGCAGGAGAAGAACGCAGAGAAGUGGAAGGAAAGAGUUGAAGGACAACAGAAGGUUAGAGUGGAGAAGCAGCAAAAGAGAUCAGGGAAUAUUGCUGAUAGGAUUGAACAGAACAAGCUGAGGAAGAUAGCCAAGAGGGAGAAGAAGCUCCUGCGCCCUGGCUUUGAAGGUCGUAAAGAAGGGUUUAUCAAUGAUGGAAAGUAAAAACUCAAAUCUUCCAAGAUGUGAUCAUCUCAGAGGCUGUGAAGAACAUCUCUUACUGUUCUGGGAAUUUUCAUCUAGUCAAGCCCAUAGCAAUAUCAGUUAUCUUUUAGUUCGUUUUGUUUUGUAGUUUGCAGACUUAUCAAAUGUUUGUUACACAAUGUGUUCCUUAAAGUUUUUGGUCUUAUCAAGUUUUGAUAUAGAAUUUAACUAAACCGAGUUGUAUCCUGUUGAUUUCGGUUUAGCCUGGCUCCAUGUAUAGUUCUAG